Molecule: messenger RNA, 405 nt
Organism: Necator americanus (New World hookworm)
Lineage: Eukaryota; Metazoa; Nematoda; Chromadorea; Rhabditida; Ancylostomatidae
Exons: 1
Coding region: 1-405 (134 amino acids)
Source: RefSeq, a predicted model, not a curated record
AUGUAUGCGGUUAACGAGGGGCCACCGACCGAGUCGGAGGUCCUGGUCUGUACUCAAAAAAUGAAGAAUGGAAAAUCUGCUGGAGACGACGGGAUUAGCGCAGAAAUGCUAAAAUAUCUUCCUCCGUCAGAGAUUCGUGAGAUGACAAAUAUCAUCCGUUCAAUAUGGAUAGACGAAAGGAUACCUGAUUCGUGGAGACACGCUAUUAUAAUUCCCCUCCACAAGAAGUUGUCCGUCACGGACCCCAGGAAUUAUCGAGGAAUCUCUUUGCUGCGUAUUAUGUACAAGGUAUUGGAGCGCAUUACCGACUCAUUAAACAUCGCGAAGAAACAACGCGCGACGAGCAAGCUGGCUUUCGUCCUGGCCGAUCUACGAUUGACCAGGUAUUCAUCGUCAGAAGAGUGA